UCAGCAUGGGCAGUCUCCGGCCAAGGUCCUUAUUCACCGUACUAGCAGCAAUACUGACUCUCCUCCUUCUAAGCAACUCUUUGGCGACCUUCACUUCAAUUCCAUAUGGUGAUGAAGGGGUGACAUGGUGGUCUUCUCGCUGUGUAGAUAGUCCCAGAAAGUUAUUGCCGGUUCCAGGCAACAAAGGUGAAGUUGCAUGUAAAAGUCAUGAUAAUGUCUCCGGCAUCAAAGAAGACCGGUUCCAAAUCCUAAGGCAGAGCUUGUCUCCGCCACCACCGCCCAGACCACGUCCACCAGUGCAUCAAGAAAACCCACGAAAUCGUGGAAGGAAGGAAACUACUCCGCCUCCACCCCCCAAGACAUCCUAAGAUUUGUAGAUUUCGCAAGUGUACGUAUUGAUUCUACGUACGAUCUGGCCUCUCCAAUAUUGGAUGAUAUGUCAUUUGCUUUUACUAUUUACUCCAUAUUUUG
Molecule: messenger RNA, 471 nt
Organism: Nelumbo nucifera (sacred lotus)
Lineage: Eukaryota; Viridiplantae; Streptophyta; Magnoliopsida; Proteales; Nelumbonaceae
Source: RefSeq, a predicted model, not a curated record